AUGAGCACUGAGGGUGUAGAUCAACAAACAAAUUCAGGAGGAGGAAUAAGGAGAAGAGUAUGUUCAUGCACGAAAGACGAUUUUCUUCCUGAAGAAUCAUUCAAAAGCUGGAGAAAUUACGCGAAUGCAUUGAUACAAACUCCAACGAGGCUAAUAGAUAGGAUCGUGACACGUUCUGAAGACGAGGAAGAGUUGGAAGCAAAGUCACGGAGCCAGAAUGAAAUGAAGAAGACACUUACAUGGUGGGAUUUGAUAUGGUUUGGAAUGGGAGCUGUUAUUGGAGCUGGAAUAUUUGUUCUUACAGGUCUUGAAGCUAAUCAAGAAGCUGGUCCUGCUGUUGUUUUAUCCUAUGUUGUGUCUGGUAUCUCUGCUUUGCUCUCUGUUUUUUGCUACACGGAGUUUGCGGUUGAGAUUCCUGUAGCAGGUGGUUCAUUUGCCUACUUAAGGGUGGAGCUAGGUGACUUUGUUGCCUUCAUUGCUGCUGGUAAUAUACUUCUUGAAUAUGUCAUUGCUGGUGCUGCUGUAGCUCGUACGUGGACUUCUUAUUUCGCGACUCUACUAAACUUCAACUCAGACAAAUUCCUCAUCAAAGUGGACAGUUUAGCAGAAGGAUACAACGAGCUAGAUCCGAUUGCUGUUGGAGUUUGCAUCAUCAUCUGUAUAAUUGCAAUUCUUAGUACAAAGGGUUCAUCUCGUCUCAAUUACAUUGCUACAAUUGUUCACAUUUUCGUGAUCUUUUUCAUCAUCAUCUGUGGCCUAAUAAAGUCUGAUACCAAGAACUACACCCCCUUUGCUCCAUUUCGUGUUCGUGGGAUUUUCAAAGCUUCUGCAGUUUUGUUCUUCGCGUAUGUUGGAUUCGAUGCUGUUUCAACUAUGGCUGAGGAAACUAAAGAUCCUGGAAGAGAUAUUCCAAUUGGACUAAUUGGUUCUAUGGUGAUCACUACUUUUCUGUACUGUUUACUAGCCAUAACUUUGUGCCUCAUGCAGCCAUAUCAGAAGAUUGAUACUAAGGCUCCAUUUUCCGUGGCGUUUAAAUCUGUUGGAUUGAAUUGGGCACAAUAUAUCGUGGCUGCAGGGGCGUUGAAAGGAAUGACAUCGGUGUUGCUGGUGGGCGCAGUUGGUCAGGCUCGUUAUCUAACUCAUAUUUCAAGAACUCACAUGAUGCCUCCUUGGUUUUCUCAAGUAAAUGCCAAGACAGGUACGCCAGUCAAUGCCACAGCUGUGAUGUCAUGUGCUACUGCAAUCAUUGCCUUAUUCACGAAACUCGAUAUUCUCUCCAAUCUCCUAUCAAUCUCCACUCUCUUCAUUUUCAUGCUCGUGGCACUUGCUCUCCUGGUUAGACGUUACUACGUUCAUGGGGAGACAACGAUUGCAAAUCGCAACAAGCUUAUCGUGUUUCUCUUGAUCAUUCUUGCAUCCUCAAUUGCCACGGCUACUUAUUGGGGACUAAGUAAAAAUGGAUGGAUUGGCUAUUGUAUUACUGUGCCAAUAUGGUUACUAGCAACAAUUGGACUUUGGUAUUUUGUUCCUCAUGCUAGAAAUCCAAAGCUUUGGGGUGUACCACUAGUACCAUGGUUACCAUCAGCUUCAAUUGCUAUUAACAUUUUUCUUUUAGGUUCAAUUGAUAAGGCUUCAUUCGUAAGGUUUGGUGCUUGGACUUGUUUUUUGUUGGUGUAUUACUUGUUUUUUGGACUUCAUGCUUCUUAUGACACAGCAAAAGAAUUUGAAAGGGGUAGAGGGUGGAAGAAUAUUGAAGACGGAAAUGGCGUAGAUAGAAAAGAUGUUCCUAGUGCAACUAUGUAA
Messenger RNA from Solanum dulcamara, 1803 nucleotides. RefSeq names its product cationic amino acid transporter 1-like. NCBI's taxonomy places the organism in Eukaryota, Viridiplantae, Streptophyta, Magnoliopsida, Solanales, Solanaceae. Gene Ontology annotation, biological process: transmembrane transport; amino acid transport. The record is from RefSeq and is a predicted model, not a curated record. The transcript is spliced from 3 exons. Gene Ontology annotation, cellular component: plasma membrane. Gene Ontology annotation, molecular function: L-lysine transmembrane transporter activity; L-glutamate transmembrane transporter activity. The coding region runs from base 1 to 1803 and encodes 600 amino acids.